Molecule: messenger RNA, 470 nt
Organism: Pyricularia grisea
Lineage: Eukaryota; Fungi; Ascomycota; Sordariomycetes; Magnaporthales; Pyriculariaceae
Exons: 3
Coding region: 93-443 (116 amino acids)
Source: RefSeq, a predicted model, not a curated record
CAUUGCCAAGCCUCAGUCACUCUUUCAAACCCGCACCUUUUUUCCCCCUCACAGGACUUAGCAUCUCUCUCCGCGUCCUCGCCAAGACGAAAAUGCAGAUCUCCGGCUUCGUUACCCUUGCGGGUCUUAUCAUGGGCGCUUCUGCCAAGCUCCACAGCGCGGCCGUCUGCGUUCAGAACCGUUCGUACGGCAGCACUGGCAACGGCACACCCUACGGGCUGACCUACGGCAACUUUGUCAGCUACGAGAUCGACACUACAGCCACCUCGUGCGCCUGCAGCUACUACCGGGCGCGCCACACUGGUAGCCACCAGUGGGACUCGUGCCCCGACUGCAAAUUUGACGGCAUCGAGUGCUUGUCCGACGGCUGGCACAUUGGUGGAGAUGAGAUGACCUACUACUGCGAGAAGCUGUGCCACUCUCAGGGUGCUCAGGCCAACUGAGUGGCUUCAAACCGCACGUGCUUGGGA